AUGCAUGUGGUACCAAAGGCGUGCGAUGAUAUGAUGCAGGUGGGGCGAUUGCAAAAUUUUGAUGGCAAUCUAAAUGCGCAGGGAAAAUUGAUCUACCAGGGGACUGUGGCAAUCUCAGACAAUGCCCCAUCGCAGCCUUUCAAAGGAAAAGAUAGGCGAAUAUUUCUUUUCGAGCAAUCUGCAAUCAUCGCUGACUGUAUUUUGCCGAAGAAAGAGUUUGGCAAUCCUACUUACAUCUUCAAGAGCCAGAUUAUGGUCAACAAGGUAUGUUAA
Molecule: messenger RNA, 273 nt
Organism: Gongylonema pulchrum
Lineage: Eukaryota; Metazoa; Nematoda; Chromadorea; Rhabditida; Gongylonematidae
Source: the annotation of a GenBank genome assembly